This is a messenger RNA of Loxodonta africana (African savanna elephant), 2820 nucleotides long. It is a transcript of the gene F2RL1, whose product is annotated as F2R like trypsin receptor 1. Bases 149 to 1345 code for a protein of 398 amino acids. The transcript has 2 exons. Gene Ontology annotation, biological process: positive regulation of Rho protein signal transduction; phospholipase C-activating G protein-coupled receptor signaling pathway; blood coagulation. Lineage: Eukaryota; Metazoa; Chordata; Mammalia; Proboscidea; Elephantidae. Gene Ontology annotation, molecular function: thrombin-activated receptor activity. Gene Ontology annotation, cellular component: plasma membrane. The record is from RefSeq and is a predicted model, not a curated record.
CUUGCCGGGCCGGGGGAGGCGCGCGCGGAGGCUCCAGAUAGGGGCCGGCGAGACAGUGGCUUUCUCUCAGAGCAGCGAGUGGGGUUCCGGAGCUUCGAAUUAGUGGCGGCGAGUUCCCUGCACUGCCGGCGUGGGGGCUGCUGGAAGGAUGCGGAGCCCGAGCGCGGCAUGGCUGCUGGGGGCCGCAAUCCUGCUGCUGGCGGCCAGCGUCUCCGGCAGUCACAACACCCAAGGAUUCAGUAAACCCACUAAAGGAAGAAGUCUGAUCGGUAAGAGUAAUGGCUCGUCUCAAGUCAUCGGAAAAGGAGUUACAGUGAAACCAGGCUUUUCUGUGGAUGAGUUUUCUGCCUCUGUCCUCACUGGAAAACUGACCACCGUCUUCCUCCCAGUUGUCUACACAAUUGUAUUCGUGGUUGGUUUGCCAAGUAAUUGCAUGGCCCUGUGGGUAUUUCUUUUUCGAACACAGAAGAAGCACCCUGCUGUGAUUUAUAUGGCCAAUCUGGCCUUGGCAGACCUCCUGUCUGUUAUCUGGUUUCCCUUGAAGAUUGCCUAUCACAUGCAUGGCAACAACUGGGUGUACGGGGAAGGUCUCUGCAAAGUGCUGAUUAGCUUUUUCUACGGCAACAUGUAUUGUUCCAUUCUCUUCAUGACUUGUCUCAGUGUGCAGAGGUACUGGGUCAUCAUGAACCCCAUGGUGCACCCCAAGAAGAAGGCCAACAUUGCCAUAGGUGUCUCCCUGGGAAUCUGGCUGCUGAUCCUGCUGGUUACCAUCCCUUUGUAUGUUGUGAAGCAGACCAUCUACAUUCCAGCCCUUAACAUCACAACCUGUCACGAUGUGUUGCCGGAGGAGGUGUUGGUAGGGGACAUGUUCAAUUAUUUCCUUUCUCUGGCCAUUGGAGUCUUUCUGUUCCCAGCGUUCCUGACGGCCUCUGCCUACGUGCUGAUGAUCAGGGUGCUCCGAUCUUCUGCCAUGGAUGAGCACUCGGGAAAGAAAAGGCAGAGAGCAAUCAAACUCAUUGUCACUGUCCUGGCCAUGUACCUGAUCUGCUUCACUCCUAGUAACCUUCUGCUCGUGGUGCAUUAUUUCCUAAUUAAAAACCGGGGCCAGAGCCACGUCUAUGCCCUGUACAUCAUAGCCCUCUGCCUCUCCACUCUCAACAGCUGCAUUGACCCCUUUGUCUAUUACUUUGUUUCAAAAGAUUUCAGGGAUCACGCAAAGAAUGCUCUGCUCUGUCGAAGUGUCCGAACUGUAAAGCAAAUGCAGAUAUCCCUUACCUCAAAGAAAUUCUCCAGGAAGUCCAGCUCUUACUCCUCAAGUUCAACCAGUGUUAAAGCCUCCUAUUGAGUUGUAUGUCUUCCUGGAUGCAAGUUUUACAGUAGAGUUUGGACCCUGCUUACCAUUAUGGGGAUGUUCUGUUAUUUCCUGACCGAGUGGGUCUUACCACAUAUCAUGGUUACGUAGCACCUCCUCAGGAUUGCUAGAAACUUCCCUGUUUGCAUGAGAAACAGCCCCAGAAUUAAGAUGGAUGUUGUCAGUUUCAGAAAUGCCUUUAUUCAGGUGCUUCCUGAAACUGAACUGGCAAAAGUUGUCUUUCCAGAAGGUAGCAAAAAGACAGAAUUCUGUAACUUGGAAAAACCAGCCUUGGCUUGAAGACUAAUUUCUUAGUUGAAAUUACAUUUCUCUUAUAUCUGGGGCCAAUCCAGCCUUAUUAAGGCUUAAGAGCUAGCUGUCAGAGAUUAUCAGUCCAACUGAGCACUUUACAGAUGAGAAAACUAAAGAGGUGACCUGCCCAAAAUCAAGUUUUCAACCAAUAGCAGUAAAUCAGGAUUAGACAGGAGAAUUCAAGUGUUCAGUAUGAUUUGUGUAACACCACUGACAUCAUCAUAAAAAAUAGUAGCUGUCAAGUCAGUACCAACCCGUGGUGACCCCAUUUGUGCAGAAUAGAGCUGCUCCAUAGGGUUUGCAAGGCUGUGACCUUUUGAAAGCAGGUUACUAGGCCUUUCAUCGGAGGUGCCUCUAGGUGGGCUGGAACCACCAACUGUUCUGUUAAUAGUCAAGUGCUUAACUGUUUAUGCCACCCAGGGACUCCAGCAUCAUCAUGGAGCUUAUUAAAACAUGAAGGUUCCUCAGACUCACUAAAACUGAGAUGCUCUGGGAACAGGCCCAAGAAUCUACAUUUUAGCCAGCCUUUGCUUGAUGUUUAUGCACACCAGGGUUUGAGAAGCACUGGGCUGAGUGUGUCUUCUGCUUGACGAAGUGUCAUGGUAGAUACUGAAGAGAGAGGCAAGCAGAAUGCUUUGUGCCCCCUCUUUUAUGUUUGGUUUUGAGUGAAAUCUGUUUGUUGACUUAUUGGAACUUUCGUUCUUAUUAAUCCUUCCAGCUUUUGUAUCAUUAUUUACUUCAUGGAGAAUACAAUGAAGAUUUUAAACUUGUUAAUUCAAAUUUUGUAUAACUUUGCUGACUUCAGUGAAGUCUUCAGGCAGUAUGAGUAACUGAUUGUUUUGUAACUCAGAGUAACAUUUACCACUUAGUAUUUUUUAAGAUAACUGUUAGGAUAUUUAUUGUCAUUUUUGUCCAUUUGUUAUUAAAUAUGAAAUUACACAAGGCUUCACUGGGUUUAAACCACAUCUGUUUGGAAGAUAGCACUAAAGUAGAUGUGGUUUGCAACAUGUUUAAACUGUACUUGACUCAAGCAGAUGUUAUACAACUGUUGUAUUUGUGACUUUUAAAAAGAACUAUUUUAUAGAUUGUAUAGUGUGAUUGAUUUAUAAAUAACACCUGACUGUUUUUUACAACUUACUUCUGAGUGUUUUUUUUCU